GAUGGAACCGUACCUACUCAGACGGACAUCGACGAGCUCGAUAAGAAAAUAGACGAGUAUUACCAAAAGAACUCACUCGUCAAGCAGCAGGUGUUCAGCACCAUAACGGAUCGUCUCCUGCUGCGGGUACAGAAGCUCGAAGCUGCGCAUGAAGUCUGGGCAGAGAUCUGUCAGAUUCACGAAGGCAAAACAGAGCUUGUGCAGAUUGACCUACGG
Suillus subalutaceus is the source of this 216-nucleotide messenger RNA. RefSeq lists its product as uncharacterized. Lineage: Eukaryota; Fungi; Basidiomycota; Agaricomycetes; Boletales; Suillaceae. The transcript has a single exon. The record is from RefSeq and is a predicted model, not a curated record. The annotation marks the transcript as partial.